This is a messenger RNA of Pangasianodon hypophthalmus (striped catfish), 3211 nucleotides long. RefSeq names its product beta-1,4-N-acetyl-galactosaminyl transferase 3a (gene b4galnt3a). The coding region runs from base 110 to 2284 and encodes 724 amino acids. Gene Ontology annotation, molecular function: acetylgalactosaminyltransferase activity. The transcript has 20 exons. Gene Ontology annotation, cellular component: Golgi cisterna membrane. Lineage: Eukaryota; Metazoa; Chordata; Actinopteri; Siluriformes; Pangasiidae. The record is from RefSeq and is a predicted model, not a curated record.
UUUCUUGCUUCGUGGGUGUGGCCCACAGGAACAUAGAAUAUUUAGAAUGACGUUGCAACAUUAGUGUUCUUUGCUCUUACGCCAAGACAGUUACCAGUAUCUGAAUAAGAUGCAUCAACAUUUCAACAAUUUCAGAGGGUCUUUCAGCAUUAGAAGUUUAAAACUGUUUAGAGUAUUGUUUCUGUCUUUAGUGGCGCUGAUUGUUUUCACAUGUUUUGCUGUUUAUCAAAAUGAAAGAAACACAGUCUCAGGUCUUGGAUUUUGGGAGAGCCCCCGAAACAUCCCAUCUUCAAAGUUUCAGACGAAACAAGCACAAGAUAAACAGCCAUUAUGGAAACCGGAGUUUCUAGGUGAAGUGAACAUGCAUGUUUUUGAAGACUGGUGUGGAGGUUCUGUGCAUCAGCUAAGGACUAACAUGCUGUACCCUCUUUUUCCCCAUACUCGCACCACAAUCAACAGGCUGGCUGUUUAUGCUGGAUGGAAAAACUAUGGUCUGAGAAUCUUUGGAUACCUUCAUCCUGCAUUAAGUGGUGAAUAUAUUUUUGCUAUUGCUUCUGAUAACAAUGCAGAAUUCUGGCUGAGUUCAGAUGACAGCACUAAAAGAAUCAAACUUAUGGCCUACCUUGGCAAGACAGGAAAGGAAUGGGCAGCCCCUGGAGAGUAUGGGAAAUUUUCAUCUCAAAUAUCUCAGCCUAUAUUACUAUCAAAAAACAUGCAGUAUUUUUUUGAGGUACUCUACAAACAGAGUGAAGGAAUUGAUCACCUGGAGGUUGCAUGGCGUCUCAAUAAUGAAGACAGUAGUUUUGAGGUCAUUACUGCAGAGUAUUUGUCCCUCUAUGUUGAUGAGUCUUCUCUACUGCUGGUGGAAAAUGAUCACAUCCCUCAAACAAAAGCCAGUCAUAGGAUGUCCCCUGAUCCCAUUUCCAAGCCAGCCAAGCCUGAAGUGGACAUGGUGAAAGCGGACCCACGCGACUUUAUUUACAGGAUACCACUGCUGUACGAGUCCUACUUGGAAAACGUUUUUCCCGAAUGUGAUUACUAUCCAAUUCAUAUAUAUGACAACUCGACUAUUGAGAGAUAUGAUGGUAUAAAUUAUGUUCACUACUCCUCAGUGUAUCCCAAUGACCACACAAGACUAGCUCAUGAAGGGACUGAUGCACAGAAAUGCUUUUACCAAAAGGAUGAAACAUAUGAUAAAGGAGGUGGGUUUGGCCCAUAUCUGAAAAUUGAAAACACAGCAGAAAAAGAAGAAACAGAAAACCAGAACCUAAACAACCCAAAAUGGAAACAGGUCUUCAGUGUAAAUGCUUUGGAUUUCCAUUCAAAGCAAAGUGAUUUUGUUAUUCACACCUGCAACAGAGCUGGAAAUAUUAUAAUGGUCAAAAAAGAAGUCAUGCCUGUAGUUGAAGCCUUCAUGAGUCAACUACACACAACAAAGAUCAAGAGUGAUCUGGUCAUAAAGAGGGUGCUAAAUGUGGAGAAGAAGACAGAUGAUACUAAGGGCAGUCGAUACCUGCUGGAGCUGGAGCUGGAGGACACAAAGGGGAAGAACAUUCUGCUCUCUAAAUACUUUUACGCUACAAAGGACAAAAACAAAAGGAAGAAUCCAGAACUACCUACCCUCUGCAGCCCAAAAGGUUUCUCCUGGAACCCAGAAGCAACAGUCCAUGUUAUUCUAGCAGUGAAAAACCAAGGGAGAUGGGUCAUGCAUUUUAUAAAGGAAAUGGAGAAAGUGUACAAAGCCACAGGAGACAAAAACUUCAACAUCAUUCUCAUAGACUAUAACAGCACAGAUAUUGAUGUAGAGAUGGAACUGAAAAAUGCUAAUUUACCAAGCUACCAGUUUAAGAGACUGGAUGGACCUUUUGGCAGAUCACCAGGAAUUCAAGCAGGAAUAGAUCUUGUUGAAGAUGAGAACAGUAUUUUGUUCCUGUGUGACCUGCACCUCCACUUUCCUGUGACAAUAAUAGACACUGUACGUAAACACUGUGUGCGAGGGAAAAUGGUGUUUGCUCCUGUUGUGAUGAGACUGGAAUGUGGUGCCACAGUGCAGGCUCCUGCAGGUUUCUGGGAAACUAUGGGUUAUGGUCUGAUUGGCAUUUAUAAAUCAGACAUGGUUCAAAUUGGAGGUAUGAACAUUAAAGAAUUUACAGACAAGUGGGGAGGAGAGGACUGGGAGUUGCUGGACAGAAUCCUACUGAACAAGCUGGAGGUGGAACGACUGAACCUGAGGAAUUUCUUACACUUCUUCCAUUCAAAGCAAGGCAUGUGGAACACAGAAUGAAGCUUGAACAGCAUGCACAGCAGCAGCUGGAAGGACACACAGCACAUUUUAAAGUGUUUUUAAGUGAUAUAGUUUUUGCUAUUUGCAAAUUGUAGAAUAAUGAUCUAUUAAAUAACAGUUUAAAUAACAUCUAUUAAAUAGCAGACUAUGCAGUCACCAAAAAGUGUUAAAUAAAUUGAACCCGUAAUACAUUUUAAAUAACUUACAUUAACCCAUCAAUAACAACCCAGUGAUUACAGCUUUAAGAUCGUUUUUCAACAAUGUUGAAAAUUUUCCAACAUAUGCUGAGCACUCUUUUUCUGUCUGGUCAUCACAAACCAUUUCUAGUGGAUAGUAGAUUUAAACUAAAUAACCAUGGUGGCUGGGCAUUACUAUUACUAUGUUUAAAAAAAAAAAACAGAACUCUUGACUGGCACUACAUGUGCAUUGCUAUUUGUCCUAUUCAUUCCAUUCUAUUCCUAUCGAAUGUAUGUAUUUAUUUAGGUACAGUAUGUACUAACUGAUGCAUCAUAUGGAUGAUUGCACAUAUGAAGGCUUGUAUAUUUGAGAAUUUUAAAGACUACAGUUAUGUGGUCUAGCUCCAUCAUAGACCUUUAUUAUUUAAAAAAAAUUUUGGAGGUGUGCAGCAUUUGUACUGCACAGGCAUAAAUGUACUACAGUAUAUGACUUGAUAACGUCUGGGUUGCACUAGCUUUUACAUGCAUUUUUAUUUGUGUGUACCUGUAAUUCUUUAUAUUAUUCUUGUUUAUAAGUAUUGUUUUUUUAUCUACUUGAGGAACUAGAAAAACUCAUGAACCUCUUUAAACCUGUGCAGUAUACUUAUUAUGCCUAAGUCAGAAUUACGUUUUCCUCACAGUAAUAACAUGUUUAAUAAUUUAGACUAGGGCAUUAUAUAUAUUAUAUGUAUUAUAGUGUAUUUAUUGACUC